AUGGAAGUCCUUAAAUUUGCUGUAAAUUUGUGUCAAAAGGAUAUCACGGCCCUUGAGGGUAGUGCAGUCCGUAUUGAGUGUGAAAUAGUUUGUGAGGCUGAUCGUAAAAUUAUUUGGUAUCAAAAUGAUCAGCCACUUGAAGAAUCGGAACGCAUUCAAAUUCUCGCGGAAGCAAAUAAAGCGGUUUUGAUUAUCAAGGAUAUUAAAAAGGACGAUGCUGGCGUGUAUAAAAUUGUGGUUAGCAAUGGUGCCGAUGAAAUUACCGAUACUUGUAAGGUGAAUGUAACAACACCUACAGAAGUUGGAGAUAAAUCUGAAAAUAAGGAAGUAGUUGCACCAGAAUGUCCUGUGGAAAUAAAUACCAUUAUAACUCCACCAACACCAGAUCUAGCCAAGGGAGACAGCGUUUUUCUGGACACCAAUGUGGUGGAUGGUAAGACCGAGGCUGAGAAUUCUGUCGAGCAAAAAGAAGUUGUGGCUGCUGCAAUUUCGUCCGAACCCACCGCAACAGAAUCAGUUAAGGUUGCAACGGAAAAUAUUGAGUGUGGCAUAGAGGCUGUAGAGGCCUCAAAACAAUCGGAUACAUCAUCGGGCAUAACACAAGAAAAUUCGCAAAAUCAAGAGGUAGCGAAAAAUGAAACUGAUUCCAAAGAUGUCGAAGUCGUAACAUCUUUAAAGGAAACCGAAAACUCUGCGCCUCAAACUGAAGAUACAAAAGCAGAAAAUAUACCAUCUGCCACAGAAACUCAAGCAACUUCUGAUAAAUCAACUGAUGUACCUGCUUCUGAUCUUAAAGGAGAAAAUCCACCAUCCGCCACAGAAACACAAGCAUCUUCCGACAAGUCAACUGAAAUACCAGCCUCUGAAGUUAAACAGGAUGUGGCUACCGAAGUAAAGCCACCAGCAGUGGAACAACCAAGUGUUGAAUCUUCAGAGGUAACAAAACCGACAACCUUGACAGAACAACAACAAACAACAGAGGUACCGGAAAGUCCAAAGGAGGAAAAUGUAAAAGCUACAGAAGUUCCCAAAUCUCAACCAGUGGAAACUCCCCAAACCGAUGAAAGCAGUCAACAGCAAGCUGAUAACACGAAGACCACCGAUGAAAUAAAAUCCCUAGCAAAAUCGGAACCAACUGAUACUUCCCAAGAUAACAAUAAAUCUGAAAAUUCUACCAAUGUAACAACAGAAACUCAAACGCCUAAGGAGGAAACUCCAAAAGUUGAAGAAACAGCCCCAGCAGAUAUUACCUUGGAUCCAUUAACCACUUUACCAGCAGAUGAAACUAAAAAUGAAACUUCAGAUUCUAAUCAGCAAUCGAAGGAUACACAAACUUCUGAAUUACCAGCUGUAACAGAUUUGCCAACAACAAUAGCGGAAACUUGCCAAACGGAAGUUACAUCAUUGCUAACCCAGGCCUUGGGGGCCGUGGACACUAACCAACCCCCGAAGGAGUGCGGUGCUGAAGUUGAAACUCAAACACCCAAAGAAGAAACUGCACAACUUUCAGAACCUGGUACAAAUAUUGCAUCUACUACUGAUAGUUCAGCAGUACAAUCAGCUGUCCCUGAAGCUCCCCAAAAUCAAUCGGAACAAUCUGGUGAUGGAGCUAAGGAUACUACAACUGAAAUUAAACCUUCCACUGAAGAGACAAAUAAAUCUGAGGAGCCAGGACUAGUGGAAACGAGUGGUGAAGUGAAACUUGAGACCCAAACUUCAACGGUGGAACCAGUGGUAGCUGACACCAAUUCUGCAGGAGUUGUAGCUACAGAAGAUCAAGUAAAGGUAUGCGAAGCCGUUGCUCCACCAACCGAUCAAGUUCCAGCAGAAAUAUUAGCCGAAGAUUCUCAAACUUCAAAGAAGCAGUUGGACCGAAAA
This is a messenger RNA of Musca vetustissima, 1878 nucleotides long. Its product is annotated as myosin light chain kinase, smooth muscle-like. The transcript has 3 exons. The annotation marks the transcript as partial. The record is from RefSeq and is a predicted model, not a curated record. Lineage: Eukaryota; Metazoa; Arthropoda; Insecta; Diptera; Muscidae.